Molecule: messenger RNA, 1669 nt
Organism: Xenopus laevis (African clawed frog)
Lineage: Eukaryota; Metazoa; Chordata; Amphibia; Anura; Pipidae
Gene: fbl.S
Product: fibrillarin S homeolog
Exons: 9
Coding region: 148-1119 (323 amino acids)
Biological process (GO): rRNA methylation; rRNA processing; chromatin remodeling
Cellular component (GO): Cajal body; nucleolus; nucleoplasm
Molecular function (GO): U6 snRNA 2'-O-ribose methyltransferase activity; methyltransferase activity; histone H2AQ104 methyltransferase activity
Source: RefSeq, a predicted model, not a curated record
UCCUGCCUAUGUUCAUCUCCUGCGCAUGCGCGAAGCCCAUUCUCAAGACGCACUGGCUGACGGGAUAUUUCCCCUCUCGGAAACGUGGUAGGAUCUUCCGGAGUGUGAGUGUGUGAGAUCGAGCAGGAGAAUCGCAGCGCGGGCGCCAUGAGACCAGGAUUCAGCCCCAGAGGAGGCCGAGGAGGUUUUGGAGACAGAGGAGGUUUUGGGGGCCGAGGUGGAUUUGGAGACCGAGGUGGAUUUCGAGGCGGCUCUAGAGGAGGAUUUGGUGGGCGUGGCCGUGGAGGUGAUCGCGGGGGUCGAGGAGGAUUCAGAGGUGGAUUCAGUUCUCCAGGGAGAGGCGGCCCCCGAGGAGGAGGAAGAGGAGGAUUUGGAGGAGGAAGAGGAGGAUUUGGAGCAGGAAGGAAAGUGAUAGUAGAGCCUCACAGACAUGAAGGAAUCUUCAUCUGCCGAGGGAAGGAAGACGCUCUGGUGACCAAAAACCUUGUUCCUGGGGAGUCUGUGUAUGGGGAGAAAAGGAUCUCAGUGGAGGACGGGGAAGUGAAGACGGAAUACAGAGCCUGGAAUCCUUUCAGGUCCAAGAUUGCGGCGGCCAUUCUGGGAGGAGUCGAUCAGAUUCACAUUAAGCCGGGAGUUAAAGUUCUGUAUCUGGGGGCGGCGUCAGGAACCACCGUCUCUCACGUCUCUGAUGUCGUGGGACCUGAGGGGCUGGUGUACGCCGUCGAGUUCUCCCACAGAUCCGGCCGCGAUCUCAUAAACGUGGCGAAGAAACGGACGAAUAUCAUUCCGGUGAUUGAAGACGCCCGGCACCCCCACAAGUACCGCAUGUUAGUGGGAAUGGUGGACGUGGUCUUUGCAGACGUGGCUCAACCUGAUCAGACCAGGAUCGUCGCCCUCAACGCCCAUAACUUCCUAAAGAACGGAGGCCACUUUGUCAUAUCCAUCAAGGCAAACUGCAUUGACUCCACGGCAGCCCCAGAGGCAGUUUUUGCUGCGGAAGUGAAGAAGAUGCAACAAGAGAACAUGAAGCCGCAGGAGCAGCUGACGCUGGAGCCGUACGAGAGAGAUCACGCCGUGGUGGUCGGGAUUUACAGGCCGCCGCCCAAACAGAAGAAAUGAUGAGAAGGAGCAGGAUGAAGAUUUGUUUUAAAGGACUUUUAUUAUACGAGAACUUUCCCAGCCAGAGACUGACGUGAAUGGGUUAAUGACGCCGGGAUUUAACCAUUGCAAUGUACAGCAACUCUGUGGCCUUUUAGAAUGGAGGAGGGGGCGGGACUUGUGGCCCCUCAGCUGUCGUGAGCUGAAACUGCUGGGAGUUGCCGGGAGUUGCAGCUCAUCUCAGCUGGGGGGGGCCUUCAAGUUGUUGUUUCUGCUCUACGUGAGGCCACAGACCAUUAUUUUAUAGAUUUUUUUUUUUUUUAUUAUAUUCAACGAUUAACCACCAUAUUAAGAUGCCCGCCCCUCUUUCAUUGGCCACUCCCCCUGCGCCGUAUAAUGGCGUCUCCAUAACAACGUACCAGUUAUCCCUGCACCCGGGGGGAGGGGCAGAUUCUAUGGGAAGUGCAGACAAAGAUCUUUUAUGUUUUUUAAGAAAGAAAAACUUGAAAAUGAACCAGAAAAAAGAGAUGGAAAUUCUUUAUUUUAAUUAAAGCGACAGUGUGUGAAACGA